AGAAUAAGGAGUUCGGUUUCAGCAAUCAGUUCUCCGUUGCACUUGUUUUUAUUUUUGUAGGAGAAAUUUUUUUGAGCCUUUUCUAAAUUAAUUAUCUUUUUUCCUACAAAAUAAAAAAUUGAUUUAUUAAGUUUUUUUUGUGCGUGAACUAAUUUGUGUGAUAUUUUGAAGAUACGGAAAUACGGAAUCCCCUAAACCUGUAUCUCCCGCCACCACCGCGAGUCCGUGACGGGCGAUUUGUCUAUUCGAUCCUUGAAUUCGACGGUGAAUCGUCGAGUGCGAGCAGUCCUUCCCGAAGCGGGGGUGACAAUACGGAAGACGCGAGAGCCGGAAGCCAGUUCCGGCAGUCGCUCUGCACUCCGCCUCGGCCAGUCCAUUCCCCUCUUCCUGCCGGCCGCCGCUGUGGCUGUGGGCUAUCUCUCAAUUCGUGAAAAAGCCCGUAGCUCUCAGCUACCCUUCAAUAAGGUAUUCUUGCUCCCGUGGCUUGAAUUCCUUGCGGAAAUCGUCUUCGCCACUGACUCUGGUCUCUGGAGUCCUGAUCGUGUCUUUUAGCUACGUUUCGCCUUUGUUGCUUCCGAUUACGAAGCAACCGAGCAAGCUGCUGCGUUGUCUGUCUUCUCUUCCUUCGCGACUUCGUCACAGGUAAUCUCUGGAAUAUUCUCUUCUUACUGCCAAACCCCAAAGUUCCCGCAAUCUUUUUGUGAACCUUUUUACCUACUUUAGGGUUUUGGAAAUUACAAUCUAUUGGCUGAACAGGAGGGAGAAGAAGAAGAAGAAGAAUAAGUGAAUAAAUUCUUUAGGUUCGUAGCGAUUGAAGAGUAAUGUCGAUUGCAGCCCCUGGUCAGCUCAACCUGACCGAGUAUUCUUCAUGGGGAUCCCGAACUGUUGAUAACUUUGAGAAGUUGGAGCAAAUUGGCGAGGGAACCUAUGGUCAAGUUUACAUGGCUCGUGAGAUAGCAACAGGAGAAAUAGUUGCUCUGAAGAAGAUAAGAAUGGACAAGGAGAGAGAAGGGUUUCCUAUAACUGCCAUUCGUGAAAUCAAAAUUCUAAAGAAGCUCCAACAUGAUAACGUAAUAAAGUUGAAAGAGAUAGUGACAUCUCCAGGUCCUGAGAAGGAAGACCAAGGAAGACCUGAUGGUAACAAGUAUAGAGGUGGCAUCUACAUGGUAUUUGAAUACAUGGAUCAUGAUUUAACUGGCCUUGCAGAUCGUCCUGGAAUGAGAUUUUCAGUUCCUCAAAUUAAGUGCUACAUGAGGCAGCUCUUAACCGGGCUUCAUUAUUGCCAUGUAAAUCAAGUACUUCAUCGUGAUAUCAAAGGUUCUAAUCUUCUCAUUGACAAUGAGGGCAACCUAAAGCUUGCAGAUUUUGGGCUUGCUCGCUCAUUCUCGAGUGAUCAUAAUGCAAAUCUUACAAAUCGUGUUAUUACCUUAUGGUACAGACCUCCGGAGUUGCUCCUUGGAGCAACUAAGUAUGGUCCAGCUGUUGAUCUAUGGUCUGUUGGUUGUAUCUUUGCCGAGCUUCUCCAUGGGAAACCCUUAUUCCCUGGGAGUAAUGAGCCUGAACUAAUAAGCAAGAUUUUUGAGCUUUGCGGAUCACCCGAUGAGGUUAACUGGCCUACUGUUUCUAAGCUUCCUUUGUAUAACAACUUCAAGCCUUCAAGGCCAAUCAAGAGACGACUCGGGGAUUUUUUCAGAGAUUGUGGUGAUCGACAUGCUGUGGAGUUGCUGGAAAAAAUGCUAACUCUUGAUCCUGAGCAGAGGAUAUCUGCCAAGGAUGCGCUCGAUGCCGAGUAUUUCUGGACCGACCCAUUGCCUUGUGAUCCAAAGACUUUGCCCAAAUACGAGUCGUCGCACGAGUUCCAGACAAAGAAAAAGCGGCAGCAGCAAAGACAGCAGCACGAAGAGAACGCAAAGCGUCAGAAGCUACAGCAUCAUCCUAGCCGCGGCCUUCCUCCGAUUCAGCAAUCUGGGCAUAAUGCACAAAUGAGGAAUCAACCCAUGCAUGGUUCUCAGCCUCCAGUUCCAGCAUCAGGGCACCAUUAUGGUAAGCCUCGUGGCCCUGCUGGUGGUGGGCCAGGCAGCCGGUAUCAUCAAGGUCACCCGAAUCGUGGUUACGGUAGUGGGCCAUAUCCUCCUCCACAAGCCCGAGGCCCCCCACCAUAUGGCUCGAAUUAUCCUCCUCAAGGUGGUGGUCCUGGUCCUGGUCCUUAUGGGGGUUCCGGUGCUGGGCGUGGUGGUUCAAACCGCAACCAACAGUAUGGUUGGCAGUAGCUCUUUGCAUCUAACCCACCUUACAUGGCUACUGAAGUCAACAACAUUGAGACGGUAAUUGGGCCAUUUCGACAAGUUUGGUUAUAAUCUCUCCUGCAGAAUCAUGCAAUUGCUGCCGGACUCUUUCAUGCGUUUAUGCAUAUGCAUAAUGCCAAUGUUGAAGGGCCAUCUUCUACUUUGUUGAGGUAAAUUUGGCUUGGCCGGAGGGAACAGUGUUCACUAUGAAAGCAAAAGCACCGGUCCGCAUACUGUUGUCAUACAAGCAAACACAUAAAGAUUGAAGAUGCUGCUAAUUUCUGGUGCAGCACUUUGGUUAUUAGUUUUUACCUUAACCCGCGAUGGGGAAUUUCUUUGUGGUGCUCAAGUUUUUGAACAUGAUGACUGGUGUGUACAGCACAUGUAGUUAAGGACUUGCAGCAACGCUAGGCUCCUAAGAUGGCGCCGUGCCUCUCCUUGUGCAGAAUCUUUUCUUUCUGUACGUCCGGGUUUUGGGGUUCUUUGUGUUACAUUUUUAGGAAUGUUGUUACGUAAAUCAUUCUAAUUCUUCAUGAAUCCAACAAGAUUCAUAUUAGUGGUUUUGUUGACGUAGAUUUUUCUAUUUCGUAUGCAGCUGUGUACAUGGAUCCGGUGGUUUGGGAUUUUCAACACUCUCAAACAUUAUAUCCAUAAUGCUCUAUGAACUGGAGAGCACGCAUAUAGAGAAAAUUCUUGCCGGAUCUCGCAGUUCAUGUAUUAGGCCAUGUUUUUGUGAUGUGUCUGUAUGGAGGAUUUGUGUCGCUGUUUCAGACUCGACAUUUUAUGCUAUAAUUUUUGUUAGAAAUGAUGACGACUGUAUCAUUAAAAAAACUAGUGAUAACAAUUUGGACCUCUCCUCAGUCCUCACGUAACAUGACACAUGUAUUAUUGGUCCCACUUAGGGUUGUAAAUGAGUCGAGCGGUUCGGCGUUCGACUCGAAAAAAUCUAGUUCGAAACUCGGUUCGUUAAUAAACGAGCCGAACAUGAGCUAAGCUUUGGUCAGUUUGUGAAGCUCGCGAGAUAGCUCGACUCGGUGACUUGUUGAGCUAAACUUGUGAACUGGCUCGUUUAGAGCUCAUGAUAUAUCUCAACAUGUGGCUAGAGAGUCAACUCGAUUACAAACUUAUGGACGAAUCAAUCUACAUCUUAUGAUUUUAAUUCAUAUGGUUGUUAAAUUAUAUAUCUCGCCAUAUAUAAAGUUUAACACGUUGA
Linum trigynum is the source of this 3498-nucleotide messenger RNA. NCBI's taxonomy places the organism in Eukaryota, Viridiplantae, Streptophyta, Magnoliopsida, Malpighiales, Linaceae. The record is from the annotation of a GenBank genome assembly.